AUGAGCUCGCCUUCGAUGUCAGUCAAGAGUAUCGUCGCUCGGCUGCUCGCUGGGUUCAGCCUCCAAAUGGAUGUCUCGUCAACUGUGGCUACCUGGCUCUCUCUUGCCGUUACGGUGGUAGGGCUGGGCUCCAUUGUCACUCAAUUCGGGACGAUCAUCGAUCAGACUGACCCCUUCCACACCCUGCGAGACGUACAACACCUGGGCCGCUGGCGGUUCUGGCAGCCACAUGUACCAUGGUAUAGAGUCGUGAAGCCCCCUCUUGUCGGGCCUGUAAUCAACGCCAAUUUGCCAUGCGGGCUCUGUGGCAGAAAGACCGUUCAUGUCAGUCGGCGGCCACUCGCGCAGCCAACAGGUAAGGCUGCAUGGUCUAUCCUGCUCAACGUCAUUCAUCCACCUUCUACCACCCUGGAACAGCCCUCCCAGACCGGCUCGUUAGUCUCUACCAAAAGCCCCGUCAAGACCGAGCACGUCGUGACCCUCUCGGGAGAACCGCCAGUCCAGCUGCCAACCUGGGAUAGCCUCCCUCGAGGCCCUCUCACCAAGCACAAGCUAACCGCUUGCACGGUCAUUUCUCGCGCAACCCUCAUGGCUCUAUUUACCGUAACCAAUGCUCGACCAUGGCCCAUUGGUGACGCCGCACACGUCCACUUCGCGGCCCACGAUUCGCACACUCUAAACAAAGACGUCUACCCCCCGACCUUUGAAGUCCGUGUCGACCGCUGUCUGCGCAUGCUAGCCGGUGUCAUCGAAAGCCCCGCGUCCUCUCCACCAUUCAAAUGCGCCUUCCCCGGCCGCAAAGCAUCGGGCAGGUGGGUUCUCGAACACAUCGUGCGAGGCUUUGGCGGCGCCCACGGCAGCAGACACCUCUACAACAUGAUUGGAGGCAACGUCAAUGAAGUCGAUCUCCUAUUGAUGAAGCCCGUCACUGAGGACACUAAUGACUACGACAUACCAGAGCUACAAUCCAAUUCCACCACUCUCUCCCUCCCCAGCACCGAAUCCAACCCCCGCCACCAAUCCACUACCACCACUACCACCCACUCCGUAACUCUACACAUCCCACCCCACGAAGCCACCAUCCUCAACACCUGCCUCGACUACCUCCCAUGGUCCUCCCUCUCAUGGUCCAUCCACCGCGGCCCCCGCGAUAUCCUCCUCGCCUUCGCCAAACCUCGCAUGAAUCAUUACCGCGCCCAACUCGCCCAUACCCUCCGCACCACCGUCUCCACGCACGCAGAUUAUCUCAUCGCCCGCGGCUGGGACGCCCAGUUCGUCCACAAUGGCAGCAUGGCCGAUCUAGCCGCGGGUGCCGUGCUAGCCGGGAGCGGCAAUUCCGGGGACGCAGUGCGUAUUGUAACGGAUAUAGCGGCAGUGUGGUAUGAGGGGCGGAAAAGAAGGACUGGUGAUGGGUUAGAUAGUAUAGUAUCAUUCGAUGAGACCAUGUUUUGGAGAGUUCCUCACCAGCCGGGGGAAGAAGUAGGUGGAGAGAGGGGAGAGUUAAGUUCCAUGGCUGUUGUGGCGCUAGUCAAGUUCUUUGUUUUGGAAUGGAGUGUGGAGUUGGAUUAUCAGAUGUAUCAUGAUUUGCCGUUGGAGUUGUAUUUGGGAUGAUACCUUAUACAUAUCUCCUUUUUCUUUUCCUUGUUGAAUCUUUCUAGAGGGGUUUGCGGUUAUUGAUAUCGUGGUGGUGAUUUAU
Molecule: messenger RNA, 1696 nt
Organism: Aspergillus neoniger CBS 115656
Lineage: Eukaryota; Fungi; Ascomycota; Eurotiomycetes; Eurotiales; Aspergillaceae
Exons: 2
Coding region: 1-1611 (536 amino acids)
Source: RefSeq, a predicted model, not a curated record